Messenger RNA from Phoenix dactylifera (date palm), 3656 nucleotides. NCBI's taxonomy places the organism in Eukaryota, Viridiplantae, Streptophyta, Magnoliopsida, Arecales, Arecaceae. The record is from RefSeq and is a predicted model, not a curated record.
AUGAUAGUGCUGGUCUUGGUGGAAGCAAGAGAGAAUACCCUUGCUCUCCUACCAUCCAUCUUGGCUUUGUUGUCCAAGCCCAAGCCAAAAUCAAAGGUUACCAGGCGGUCCUCUGUUUCAAAGGCUUUGCGCAGGAGGAAAGUGGCCUCUGAAGGAGAGCAUGAGGAUCUAAAUGAAAUAAGCAAUGUGGAUUUCUUGUUCCGUGCUGCCUAUGAGGGCCUUUCCUGCAAAGAUGUUGAUGAUGAGAAGUUACUAAAGGCACAAAAACAAUUGGGGGACACUGGAAGCAUGCGCCGGAUAUUUGGAGAGUGGUAUAGACUUCAUCCUCUCUCACAGUCGAGAGGUUGUCUCGGGAACCUUUAUGGCUGCAUUGAGGAGCUCCUUCACUUGCCAAGCAACCAACAAGUUCUCUCGCAUUCCCCACAGAAUAAAUUGGUGGAAGCGAAGCUGGACAGAUACAUUGGCUUGCUGGACCUGUGCGGUGACAUGUGGGAUAGCUUUGCUAAAAUGAAAGAGCGCAUUCAGGUUCUUUGCUCAGCCCUUCUCAGAAGAGGUGAUGCAGCUAGUGAAAGUAAAUUGCAUGCUUGCAUUAUCUCUGUGAAGAAGACCCAAAAGGAUGUCAAGAAUUGCUCUAGAUCUUUGAAGCAAUUGAAUAACAAUUAUACAUCUAUUUCUGCAAUCGACAAGAAGUGUGAUCUAUCGAUGGUAUUGAUGGAAGCAUCUAGCAGAUUUGGAAUGGAUGAAUUGGAAUGUGCAGAUUUCUCAUUCUAUGCUUCUUACAAGUUCAUUUCCUGCAAAGAUUUUGAUGAUAGGAGGGUACUCAAGCCACUCAAUCAAUUGGAGGCAUUAGAGAGUAGCAUUGAAGUGCUUCAAAGUGGAUUAGAAUGCUUGUUCAGGCAACUAAUCCAAAGUAGAGUCUCUCUUCUUAACAUUCUCAGCUUGUAAACAUGUCAUCAAAUGUUAUAUACCAGUGAUCAGCUUCCACAUUUAAGGAGUGCAUUAACAGUCUUUUGGUUAAAGAAUGCUCAUACAGAAGUUGCAUGUAUCCUCCUUUUGAAGUCAAUUGGCUUACUGUUAUUGGAAGAAUGCUUCUCACAAACAUCAUUUACUUCAAUCUUUGUGUCCAAUGAGUGCAUUGCUUGCAAGGAUGUGGAUGGCAUGAAGGUACAGAUGGCACAAGAUCAGUCGGAGGCAUCACAUUCAACUUGAUGGUCUUGAGACUAGAUUAGAAUGCCUGUUCAGGAGACUAACCCAAAAUAGAGUUUCUCUUCUUAACAUCCUUGGCCUUUAGGGACUCCUUAACCUUGUGGCCAAUACAAUUUGCAUCAUCUGCAUCCAAAUUUCAAAGGGUUGCUGAUGAUUCUCUUCACAGUCCAACUUUGUAUUUGAGCAGGGAUCUAUUAUGUACAAAUUUUCAUUAAGGGAAAAAAUCGGAUAUUCAAUUCUAGGAGUGGUUCCUGUUUUCAUUCAUUUAAUAUCGAAGGAUUUUAAUCACUAGCAGAAUGGUCAAACUAUUCAUGCAUGUGUCACUCACUUUGAAUUGAAUUGACUUCUGAUUACUUGAAACAUAGCUUUAACCAGAAUCUAGUGACUGCUGUGCAUCACAUUGCACUCAAAUGUGCAUAACUGCCUAUUGGAUCCACUCCUUUUUCUCAAGUUCAUGUAAAUUAACUAGGAUAUUUUAUGUCUUAGUUUCAUGAUACAUAGGAGAAGCAUGUAUCCAUUUCUUAAGUUCAGUUUUGACUGUUGUUGGUGGAACUAAUCCAACACCUAUGUUUUUGAUACGGGAAUAAUUUUAGAUCAAAGGUACACUUUUUUUCCCUCAUAUCGUAUUCUUCGUCUUUUGUCAUUCUGCUCUGAUCAGGAUUCCAUUGGAUGGAGAUUCAGCAUACUGUGAUUUCUUUAGUGUGUACAUAACAUAUUUUAAUAAUUGUUGCUUUGUCAUAAGUACAGACAACAAAUUUCUUUAUCUGUAUUCUACAUCAAGUUUCUUUAGUUUCCUCUCAUAAUUUCCAUCUGUAUUGUGAUUGUUCUCUUAAACUUUCUCCUGUCACCAAUUUUACCCCAGUUCAGGCACUUCCAAUAAAAAAGUAGAAGAGAAAAUUUUGUAUUAUUGAAUUUUCAGGUAGUCGGGAGAUGAUAAAUAAGUAGUUUAUUGAUAUGACUCUUAACAGAUAUAUUGUGAAUUAACUUGAUUACAACUUGCAAAUUUUCAUGGUUUCAUUGUUAUAUUGACACAUUUUUCUUGAAAUAGGCCCAAAGAUUAGAUUCUUGUAACACAUGACAAAUUAGGAUUAUCAUUUACAAGAACAUCAAAAGAAUCAAAUGAGAAUGACUUGGAUUAGAACAAAAUAAGAAUCGGAUGAGGACAUAUGGUUUUUAGAUGCAUCAUUUGCCUUCCAACCUCUCUAUAAGCCGACUUUUAACAUCUGUGUGCUUCUGCUAUCUAUUCUUUAGCCAUGUGGUUGUUGGUUGGUUGGUAAUUCUCAUUAUUAGGCCAUGUCAGAAUUUGAUUAAGUUCACCAAGGACAGUCGGUGCUGGCCUGCCUGAUGGGUUGUUGGGGAGACAAGCAGCGCAAGAGAACUCGUGUGUGGUACUAACUCAUUUGAGCUAAAUUUUUAUGGUAGGCAUGAAACUUAUUUUGUAGAAAUCGGAAUAUGGAAAAGAAAUGAGCAGAGCCUGUCUGGUGAAGUCUAAACAUGAUCACAUUGCAAGCCAAACCCACAUUGGAAGCACAUGGGACAUUGUCCAAGACUAGGACAUGAGACCUUCACAUGUGAGAUAGAAAGUUAUAACUACUAUGGUGAUGCGUAGUAUAAAAUAUUUACUAUAUAGUUAAGUAACUAUUUUAUGUACAUUUUAUAGGUUGUAUCUGGAUUAUUUGUGACCUGAUUUAACAAAAGAUCCAAAAGAUCACUGGAAUGAAGAUGAAAUUAGGUUUGAUUUGAAUAUUUAAUUAAACUUGAAUAUAGAUUGGAUUUAGGAUGUGCCAAACUCUGUCUAACAGCCCUUGAUGACCCAAUCAGUGGUCAUCAAAUUAUUUUGUCAACUAAACCAAAGAAGAGUCUUUCUGUUUAACAUCCUCAGUUUCUAAAAAAGCCUUCAAAACUUGUACGCUAAUGAUUAGCAUCCACAUAUUAGGCUAUUUGCUAAUUAAUUUUGCCUUUAUAAUUUUAUCUGCAAAGUGAAAUGUUCCAUCUUAUUGGAAAUAACAUAUUCAAUGUUAUAAGAAAUUUCAAAUACACGUGUUUUGGUUUUAUCUAACCUUAUUUUCUUAGUUUCUGCGCGCAAAGAGAAAAGUCAAUCAAGAGAUGGUCAGCUUUUUUUAUGAAUUGGUUUCUAUUGGCUUGAAGAAAGAUUCCAACUUCAAAUUCUUAAUAUGUUGAAUCCAUAUAAUGCUUCAAGUCCUGGAAAUUUCUCAGACUUUCUGUUUAAAUGGACAGGAGUGCAUUAUCGGACUCUUAAUUAAGGAACACUCAUUUUUGAAAGAUCAAACAACAGAGGCAUGUAUUCAUCUUUUGUUUCAAUUGGAUUACAAUUAUUAGAAGUAUGCUUCACAAGCAAAAUCCUUCAUUUCGUUAGGCAUUUCAUGGAUGGUAUGUAUAUUAGUUUUAAGUUUGAACAAUUCAUUUUUGAUCCAUAUUUAUUAAUUCUA